Molecule: messenger RNA, 1050 nt
Organism: Trichobilharzia regenti
Lineage: Eukaryota; Metazoa; Platyhelminthes; Trematoda; Strigeidida; Schistosomatidae
Source: the annotation of a GenBank genome assembly
GUUUAGUUUGUUAAACAAACAAUCUUGCCAUAUCUCUAUCUGAAGUACUUAUUUAACCAGUGUAAUCCACGGAACAAAUCUACAUUCUCUAACAUGACUACAGGAAAUGUUCGUCGUGUCCUUCUACCUAUUGAUGGCAGUGAUCACAGUAAACGUGCAGUAAACUGGUACUUGAAAGAGUUUAGUCGACCGAAUGAUUUUGCCUAUUUUUUCCAUGCAGUUGAACCGCAUUAUUCAAAAUCAUCUUCCGCUGAUACACAUGACGUUCAUAAAGAGUUAGCCACCAGUGUGGAUAAAAACAUGAAAAAUUAUGCAGAACUUGGAAAAAUACUUGGUGAACAGUUAUAUGAAGAUUUACAGAAGAGUAAAAUUGAAUUGGAGUAUAUCAUGCAAAUUGGAACAAAACCUGGUGAAUUAAUAGUCAGUGCAGCUAAAGAAAAAUCUGUCGAUGUUAUACUGAUUGGUAAUCGUGGUCUCGGUGCAUUGAGACGUACGUUUCUAGGCUCUGUUAGUGAGUAUGUCUUGCAUCAUUGUAAUAUACCGUUUAUUGUUGUUCCACCUCCUGUGAGUUAACCAGUGAUGAAUAAGAACCAGUGGGAUCACUUGUGUCCAUUUGUUUCUUUUACACUCUAUGCUUUUUGGUUUACAUUCCAUUAAAGUUUUAAUAGAUGUCAGUGUAUAUGACUUUUUGAAAGACUAUUAGUAUUGUCAAUAACAUUGUUUUAAUUGGAAGCUGUUAUUCCAGCGAAGAAUGUUAAACUAUCUGCUUCUAACUUAUUUUUAAUCUUAUUAUUCAACUCAUCAGAUGAACUAUAUGAACAAGACCAUAUAACGAAUGACAUAAAUGAAACUGAAAUUCUGUUUUGUAUUGCUGAUCUUUUCUCUAUGUAUGCUGAUAAGUUUCAGUUAUUAUUAAUUCAUAUUAAAAAUAAUUCAUAUACAUUUGAUUGUGUUAGAAAUUUUACAUGCCACAAUAUAUAAAAAGAUGGAUAGUAUUCAACAUCUGUGAAAACAGAAGACUAUAGGUGCAGCAGGCAGUGUCUAUCCUGA